GGGGAAGGCGGGAGGGAGGGAAGAGGGAAUAAAGGCAUAAGGGUUGUCAGAGAGAGAAAAUAAAAAAAAUAAAAAAAGUGGAAGAGAUGCACAAGAGCUGCAUCAGUUCCUGCCGGCAAGGAACAAAAAACAUUGUGUUCGGGAAUGGGAGCUCGUGAGCUCAACCAUCAAGCGAGUGCAAAGAGAAACCAGGCAGACUUCAGUGUAGCUGAGCACCAAUCCUCUCUCUCUCUCUGUCCCUCCCUGCCUGUCUCUGUCAGCUUGGACCAAGCCUUGCGGGCGACGUGGAGGCUCCUGUGGUCGCUGCUCUGUGGGCUGCUCCCCUCCCUGCUGCCUCCGGCUGUGUUUGGACUAUGGUCCUGACUGAGAAGCAGGGCAUCACCCAGAUGCAGGGCUCUGACUGUAUGGGUGGUUAAGCCUAUAAAAUCACCAGCAUGGGAGCUAAACAGAUGAAAUGUCUCAGCUCAGCCAGCCCUGCUCACUCCCCCAAAGAGGAGUACGUUAUCACCCAGUCCACUGACACCCUUAAAGAAGAAACAGUCCAUGAUCAGUUUGAGAACCAGGGGGAACCUCUGGAAGACAAAUCUGAGCUGACAGAGAAGAAAUCUGUCCCAGAGGCAGUUGCUCUCUGUGGAUUUUGUCCCUCCCUUGGGUAUGAUGGGCAGGAGGAAGAAAAGUCCUGGGAGGAGCAGCUUGAUGCCCACCAGGAGCAGCUGGAGAAGGAAAUGCAGGAAGCCAGAAGGAUGGUGUUCCGCCUACAGGCUUUGCUGCUACAUGGUUCCCUCCCUGAGGAAGACCAGGAUGGAUCAGCCAGCUUCGGAGAUAACCGGGCGAGCACAGAACAGCAACUGGUUCUAAUCCGCAGUCGUCUAGACCAAAGCAUGGAGGAAGCCCUUGAUCUCAAGAGAGAACUCCUGAGGCACAAACAGGAAACACGACACAUUCAGGCUAUCAAGGAUGCUCUGCAGCAGCGUCUGGCAGUGCAGGAAGAUGCUGUGCUGCAGCUAAAGCAGGAACUACUGAGGUGCAGCAUGGCCAAAGAUCAGUUGGAAGGAGAAAAUGAAGAGCUCAAACGCAAGCUGAGCGAAAGAAACAAAGCACUCAGUGAAUAUGAGCAGCAGCUUGGGAGGAAGGACAGAAUACUGCAACAACAGCAGCAAAAGCUUGAUGAAGCUCAGCAUAAAGCACACGAAGUCAGCCAUGGACGGUCAUACAGGAGUGAAAGUGGUGGCUAUAGUAACUCAGUGGCAUCAACUUCCCCUCCGGCUUUCCAACACAAUGCUCCAGGUGAGGAGCUGCAGCUCGUCAGAGAAGCACUUCGCAGUUUAAGGGACAGUUUCUCGGGCCAUGACCCUCAACAUCACACUCUGGACACUUUGGAGCAGGGCGUGGCCAGUCUCAUGGACCGAUUGCACUCCUUAGACACCCAGCGCAGACAGGACAGAGGGGAGGAAUUUAAAUCACCAGGACGCAGAGCCAACUCAACAGACCGUGACUCCUGGCCGCCGAGCUCAAAAAUGGCACACUCACACAGCAGCCCGGGAUUAGAUGCUGCCAUCUCCACUAAAGUGCUCUACUUCACAGAUCGCUCACUCACUCCAUUUCUGAUUAACAUCCCAAAAAGGCUGGGUGAAGUGACACUUCGAGACUUCAAGGCUGCUGUAGACAGACAAGGCAAUUUCAGAUACCACUUCAAGGCCCUUGACCCAGAGUUUGGCACGGUGAAAGAGGAGGUAUUUCACGAUGGAGCAGUUGUGCCUGGCUGGGAGGGGAAGAUUGUAGCGUGGGUGGAGGAAGACCAUGGAGAGCGGAGGUAGAGCCCCAAACACCAGAGAUCGCCACUACAAACCUAAAACUGUUCCCACUAGACCAGGAGGUCACUAUAAACACAUGUGAUGCCAUAAGAAACAAUAGCUAUUAUAUAAUUAACUGGGACCAAUGGAUAUAAUGCCUCUAAAUACACAACCAUGUUUUAAAAAUGAAUGUUUCAUACCAAGAAUUUAAAGUUACAUUUGGGUAAUGGUUUGUUCAAUUGAAUGCAUAUUACACAAUGUUAAAUUUAACAAGUGGAAUUACAAUUUAUUGGUCAGUAAUGCAAUACUUGAAGCUUUAAAAUACAAAAGAAUGUUAGUUUUCCAUAAAGGCUGUAAUCAGUUCAUAACACAUGCACGUAAAAAUGAAAGUGUUUACUGACAUUUUUCACAUGUUCCAGAUUGCCAAAAAGUGAUGUUGUUCUGCAUCGAUUUUGAUGUUUUAAUAAACAUAAAUUAUUGCAUGGA
Molecule: messenger RNA, 2279 nt
Organism: Melanotaenia boesemani (Boeseman's rainbowfish)
Lineage: Eukaryota; Metazoa; Chordata; Actinopteri; Atheriniformes; Melanotaeniidae
Gene: dixdc1a
Product: DIX domain containing 1a
Exons: 16
Coding region: 435-1817 (460 amino acids)
Biological process (GO): canonical Wnt signaling pathway
Cellular component (GO): cytosol
Source: RefSeq, a predicted model, not a curated record